Messenger RNA from Striga hermonthica, 1683 nucleotides. The record is from the annotation of a GenBank genome assembly. NCBI's taxonomy places the organism in Eukaryota, Viridiplantae, Streptophyta, Magnoliopsida, Lamiales, Orobanchaceae.
AUGGUGAUUGAGGAUAACGAGAGCUGUGGGAGUAGGGUGGUUGAAUCUUCCGGGAAGAGCAGGCAGCAGCGGAAGAAGGUGGAGGUUUACAAUGAGGUUCUGCGGCGGCUGAAGGAGUCCGAACAUCCAGAGGCACAGGAGCCGUCUUUCGAUGAUCAGCUUUGGGCCCAUUUCAAUCGCCUUCCUGCAAGGUAUGCUAUGGAUGUGAAUGUUGAAAGGGCAGAAGACGUUCUUACCCAUAAACGUUUACUGCAUCUGGCACGUGACCCUGCUAAUAGGCCAGCUCUCGAAGUUCGAUUAGUGCAGGUUGUACCUGUUCGUGAUGGGAAUGCAGGAGAUUCUGUGCAUUCACGUCCUCUAAGAAAAGGGAGCAUCCAUCCACCACCUGCCUUUGGUUCUUCUCCUAAUCUUGAAGCUCUUGCACUUGAAGUCAACAAAUCGGAAGUUCAAGAUGGAGAUAGUGCCACUGAUGCCGGUACCAAGUCUGCUAGGCCUAUGCAUGAGAUUACCUUUUCAACUGAUGACAAGCCAAAGCUCCUCAGUCAGUUGACUUCUUUGUUAGCUGAAGUUGGGCUAAAUAUCCAGGAAGCACAUGCCUUUUCCACCGUGGAUGGCUAUUCUCUAGAUGUCUUUGUCGUUGAUGGAUGGCCAUUUGAGGAGGUUGAGCGACUUCGGAAUGCUCUGGAGAAAGAACUUUUCAAGAUUGAGAAAAAUUCUUGGCCAAGUCCAAAUUCUUUGCCUCUCAAUGAACCUCAGCAAAUAGAGAUUAAAUGUGAAUCAGAUCAUCUGAAAAUACCCAAUGAUGGUACUGAUGUUUGGGAAAUUGAUCCUCAAUACUUGAAAUUUGAAUCAAAAGUAGCAUCCGGAUCUUAUGGUGACCUAUACAAAGGUACUUAUCGCAGUCAGGAAGUAGCAAUUAAAAUACUCAAGACAGAGCGCUUGAAUACGGAACUGCAGAAGGAAUUUGCCCAAGAAGUAUAUAUAAUGAGAAAAGUUCGUCACAAAAAUGUUGUGCAGUUCAUAGGGGCAUGCACCAGACCUCCUAACUUGUGUAUAGUAACAGAAUACAUGUCUGGAGGGAGUGUUUACGACUACCUACACAAACAGAGGGGUACCUUUAAGCUUCCAGCCUUACUUAAAGUGGCAAUUGAUGUAUCAAAGGGCAUGAACUACUUGCAUCAAAACAAUAUAAUUCACAGGGAUUUGAAGGCUGCAAAUCUUUUAAUGGAUGAAAAUGAAGUUGUUAAGGUUGCUGAUUUUGGGGUUGCCAGAGUAAAAACUCAAACAGGUGUUAUGACUGCAGAGACUGGAACGUAUAGGUGGAUGGCUCCUGAGGUUAUUGAGCAUAAACCCUACGAUCAUAAGGCGGAUGUCUUUAGUUUUGGGGUUGUAUUGUGGGAAUUGCUGACAGGAAAGAUCCCAUACGAGUACUUGACCCCUUUACAAGCGGCGGUUGGUGUGGUCCAAAAGGGUCUUCGGCCAACUAUCCCGAAGCACACUCUUCCAAAGCUUGCUGAGCUGCUCGAGAGAUGCUGGCAGCAAGAUCCAGCUUUGAGACCCGACUUUUCUGAGGUCAAGGAAACGCUACAGCAGAUUGCCAAGGAGGUUGGAGAUGAUGGAGACGAUAAACGCAAGGAAAAAUCUGGUGGAUUUUUUUCUUCCCUGAGACGUGCACAUCACUGA